Vollenhovia emeryi is the source of this 493-nucleotide messenger RNA. Its product is annotated as regulatory protein zeste-like. The transcript has 3 exons. The annotation marks the transcript as partial. The record is from RefSeq and is a predicted model, not a curated record. Lineage: Eukaryota; Metazoa; Arthropoda; Insecta; Hymenoptera; Formicidae.
AUGCCGCGGCGUUCGUCUAGCAGUACUGCACGCAAGCAGCGACACACUGCGUACUGUUUAUACACAGUGAAUAGGUGCAUUGACCUCAUCAGCGAGCCCGAUUGCAUAAAAACCAUGGAACAGACUAUUACUGUCGCCGAUCCAUCUUCGACUCGUACAGGAAUCAGAACUAUUGUAUCCAAGAGACGGCCAGGGAGAGCAGCACUGCAACGAUCGCGUGCAAAAUGCCAAGAACAGCGAAAACUACGCGUUCUUGUAGCAGUUGCAGAAGCGGCCAAUAAUUUGCCAACAAGCAAAGGAGGGCAGGAGCAGCAGGAGCAGCAGCAGCAGCAGGAGCAGCAGCAGGAGCCGCAGCCGCAGCCGCAGCCACAGCAGAAGCAGCAGCAGCACAGCGGUAGGGGCAGUGGCAGGAGCAGAGAUUGGGGCAGAGGCAGGAGCAGCGGCGGUUGGGACAGAGGCAGAGGCAGAGGCAUAGGAAAUGCCAGAGGAAGAG